Molecule: messenger RNA, 534 nt
Organism: Cryptomeria japonica (Japanese cedar)
Lineage: Eukaryota; Viridiplantae; Streptophyta; Pinopsida; Cupressales; Cupressaceae
Exons: 5
Coding region: 1-534 (177 amino acids)
Source: RefSeq, a predicted model, not a curated record
AUGCAGAUUGGCUUUCUUGGGCUCCUGAAUCGCGUUCUUGGUCUCUAUUGUGGCAUUCUGACGCCUCAAAUGAACAACAUUUCUGGUUUGCAGAACAACGUUUCUGGUGUGCAGAGCAGUGUUUCUAGUUUGCAGAGCAGCAUUGUUGGUUUUGCAGCUACUUAUUUCGCUGUGAAAGAUCAGAGUCAUAAACUAGUUUCUAGUCUAAACAACAGCGUUCCUGGUCUGUCGGUUAGCGUUUCUGGUUGGUAUAGUAGCGUUCCUAGUCUAAACAACAACGUUCCUGGUCUGUCAAACAACGUUUCUGGUGAGUAUAGUAGCAUUUUUGGUAAGUCUGUUAGAGUUUCUUGUCCAAACAACAAUGUUUCUGGUCCAAACAACAUCAUUUCUGGUCAGUUUUGCAGCAUUUUUGGUUUGUCUGUCAGAGUUUCUGGUCAGUAUAGCAGAGUUCCUAGUCAUUUUAGUAGCGUUUCUGGUAGAGUAACACCAGCUGGUCCCCUGGUACCUAAGUCUCCACCUGGGAGAGCUCUCUGA